AUACAACAAUUGAGAGUUUUCUGGGCCUUUAUACAACACUUGUUCGCUAGGGUUUCGGUGCAGAUUUUGAUUUUCGUUUCAUCUGAAUCGUCAGAGGGUUUCUGCAAACUUGCGGAGCUAUGUACGGAUCAAGAGGGGCAAUGUUGGGGAGCGGGGGGUUUUCAGACGGGUACGAGAUCGGCUCAAAGAGACCAAGAAUGAUGGAAUCAAAUCCCUACUUCGCAGUGAACAGCAGUGCAAGUGGCUAUCAGCAGGCUUUUGACUAUGAUAACAGAUCUCCGCCUUCUGCCUUUCCUGUUGUUCGUUUAAGGGGUCUUCCAUUUGAUUGCACUGAAAUUGACAUUUACAAGUUCUUUGCUGGCCUGGACAUUGUGGAUAUUUUUGUGGUCAACAAGGAUGGUAGGUUCUCUGGAGAAGCAUUUGUUGUCUUUGCUGGUCACAUUCAAGUGGAUUAUGCUCUUCGGAGGGAUAGGCAGAACAUGGGGAGGAGAUAUGUAGAGGUUUUCAGUUGCAAGAAGCAAGAUUAUUACCAAGCUAUAGCUGCUGAGGUGAAGGAAGGAGGUUAUGAAUCUGACUACCGUGCUUCCCCUGCACCUCGUCCAAAGAGGGCCCAGAACAAAGAUCAAAUGGAGUACACAGAGAUAUUGAAGAUGCGCGGUCUCCCAUACCGCUGUAAGAAAUCUGAUAUUCUCAAGUUUUUUGGUAAGGAAUUUAACCUUACAGAUGACAAGAUAAACAUUACCUACCGUUCUGAUGGAAAAGCUACUGGUGAUGCUUAUGUGGAGUUUGCAUCGGCUGAGGAGGCAAAGGAAGCUAUGUGCAAGGACAAUAUGGAGAUUGGAUCAAGGUACAUCGAGCUAUUUCCUUCAUAUCCAGAUGAAGCAAGACAAGCUGGAUCAAGAUCACGACGAUGAUGGAGAAGAUUUUCUAGUAUGGAAUUUUUCAUUUUGGGUUUAGACGUUUAGUCCUGUUAAAGACUCUCACCCCGUUCCCUUGCUAUGUUUUCUACACAAUAUAUAUGAACCUGUGGAAGUUAUCGGACUGUCCGUCUUGGAUGUCUUAGUUGUGGUAUUGGCCAACUCACUUUCAACUCUUGUGCCAUCAAUUGAUUGUCUCUUUGUUCUGUAGUUU
This is a messenger RNA of Solanum stenotomum, 1131 nucleotides long. RefSeq lists its product as uncharacterized. Lineage: Eukaryota; Viridiplantae; Streptophyta; Magnoliopsida; Solanales; Solanaceae. The record is from RefSeq and is a predicted model, not a curated record. The transcript is spliced from 2 exons. Gene Ontology annotation, cellular component: ribonucleoprotein complex. Gene Ontology annotation, molecular function: RNA binding. The coding region runs from base 120 to 914 and encodes 264 amino acids.